Molecule: messenger RNA, 3868 nt
Organism: Megachile rotundata (alfalfa leafcutting bee)
Lineage: Eukaryota; Metazoa; Arthropoda; Insecta; Hymenoptera; Megachilidae
Gene: superdeath
Product: Suppressor of ER stress-induced death
Biological process (GO): peptide catabolic process; proteolysis
Cellular component (GO): membrane; cytoplasm
Molecular function (GO): metalloaminopeptidase activity; zinc ion binding; peptide binding
Source: RefSeq, a predicted model, not a curated record
GCUCGCGUUGCGGAAUCAGCGACAGUCGCGCGCAAAGCACCGAGCUGAGCAGGAGGCAGCGCGCGCUACGCUUCCUGCCGAUCUUAGUUUGAGAACAACUAACAGUUCGUUAGAAUAUCAGCAACGUUUCGUGUGUCCAGUGUGGUUUUGUUUAGUAAUUGAUCGAAGAAUUGAUUGUUAAUAAAAUUAAUUUAUUUGGCUGGCGUUCGACCACGUGGCAAGUCGCGCUGUAACGUUCCCGUCAGCCGUACAUGGUUGUCGCGUGAUAUGACCCAGUCCCGCGAGGUUUUGGCAAUGAUGGACGCGCACACAACAACAUUCGGUCGUAAAAGAGGCUGCACGGUGUCUCCCUGCGGUGCAUUUCUCUUGACAGCUGCUUUCCUUAUAUCGCUGGUGGUCACAGGACUUCUGGUCUACCAUCUUGCGCCGUGUCUCGAGGAGAAGGACGCGAAGCCUUGCAAUGAUCUCGGCAACGCGGUGUUCGAAUCUCGUGGUAUAUUUUCCAGCGAUUCGUCGAGCAAACAGAAAUUGGAUGUUAGAUUACCUAGGUCCGUGGUGCCAGAAUUGUAUGAGCUGAGACUGAUACCUUUUAUUUGGGAAGGGAAUUUUACCUUCAAUGGUGAGGUGAAAAUUUUAGUGAACGUCACCGAGGACACUAGAAACAUAACGUUGCACGCGGUGGACAUGAUGAUCGACUUGGGUUUCACGAACAUCAAGGAGUACUCGGCUACCAGCAACAACAGCAACACGAUCAAAAUCAUGGGUCAAGAGAACGACACUGAACGGCAGUUUCACGUGAUUAGAACGUCGGACACGUUGAAAAGGGGCAAGCAAUACGUGCUGCAUCUCAAGUUCGUUGGUCAUCUGAAAGACUACUUGCAAGGCUUCUACAGAAGCUCGUACACCGUCGAUGGCCAGACGAGAUGGAUCGCAACGACACAGUUUCAGCCGACGGAUGCGCGACGUGCCUUCCCUUGCUUCGACGAGCCGGCUCUGAAGGCCAGAUUCCAGAUCAGCAUCGCUCGUCCAAGAAACAUGACAUCUAUUUCGAACAUGCCGAGAAAAGGAGAGCCUAUGCCUGUGCCUGGCUUGCCAUCAUACAUGUGGGACCAUUAUGAACGUUCGGUGCCAAUGUCCACUUACCUGGUCGCCUUCAUUGUCUCGGACUUCGAUGUGUUGAAAUCCGAAUCUGGGAAAUUUAGGGUCUGGGCGAGACACGAUGCGAUCAAGCAAGCACAAUAUUGCUUGCAGAUCGGCCCGAAGAUACUCGAAUACUACGAGGACUACUUCAAGAUCAAGUUCCCUCUUCCUAAGAUAGACAAUGUGGCACUUCCGGACUUCUCAGCUGGCGCUAUGGAGAACUGGGGUCUUAUUACUUACAGAGAGACCGCCAUGUUGUACCAAGAAGGUGUAUCAACCAGUAGCAACCAGCACCGAGUGGCCACCGUAGUGUCCCACGAACUCGCUCAUCAGUGGUUUGGCAAUUUGGUAACACCAAGCUGGUGGACAGACCUUUGGCUGAACGAAGGCUUCGCUAGUUACGUGGAGUACAUUGGUAUUAACGCAGUAGAGCCAACCUGGAAAAUCCUAGAACAAUUCGUUGUACAUGACCUGCAGAAUGUUUUUGGAUUGGAUGCCUUAGAAUCUUCACACCCGAUAUCGAUCAGAGUGCGUCAUCCAGAUGAGAUCAGCGAAAUUUUUGACAAAAUUUCAUAUGGCAAAGGUGCUUCUAUAAUAAGAAUGAUGGAUCACUUCCUCACCACUGAAGUCUUCAAACAAGGCUUAACAAAUUACCUAAAGGGAAAAGCGUACCAAAGUGCCGAGCAAAAUGAUCUAUGGGACGCCUUAACCAAACAGGCGCACGAGGACCAAGUUCUCGACACCUCCAUAACCAUAAAAAAGAUCAUGGACACCUGGACUCUCCAGACCGGUUUCCCAGUUGUCACUGUCACCAGAAACUAUGACAACGGUGCAAUAACAUUAACACAGGAACGUUUUCUACUUCGAAAUGGCACCACAACUGUCGUAUUCGACACUGAACCUCUAUGGUGGAUUCCCAUAACCUACACAACCGAACGUCUGCUAGAUUUCAACACCACUCGACCCUCUCAGUGGAUGAAGGCUGAAAAAUCGAUCACUAUAUCCGACGGCAACUUGAGUCCUUCAGAAUGGGUCAUUUUUAACAUCCAAGAAACUGGAUACUACAGAGUGAACUACGACAGAGCAAACUGGCAAAUGAUAAUCAAACAGUUGAACAAAGAGUCCUUCAGGAACAUCUCGACGAUCAAUCGGGCUCAGCUGAUCGAUGACGCGUUGAACUUAGCCAGGGCUGGGAAAUUGGAUUACGCUACUGCGUUGGAUGUCACCUCGUAUUUGGCGCACGAGACGGAGUACCUCCCUUGGAAGGCUGCACUCACUGCCAUGCACUAUUUGGAUGAUAUGCUGAUCAAGAUGUCGAGCUAUGAUAAAUUUCGGGUGUACAUAUUGAAGUUGCUGGACAACGUCUACAAACAAGUCGGUUUCAAAGAUAACCCAGGAGAUCCUCAACUGACCGUUUUCACUCGCAUCGAUGUGCUAACCUGGGCAUGUAACUUCGGCCACGAAGAUUGUAUACAGAACGCUGUCAAACAGUUCUACAACUGGCGAAACACUCCGAAUCCGACUCAAAAUAAUCCUAUAUCGCCGAAUUUGAAGACGGUCGUAUACUGCACAGCUAUUCGAGUCGGCGGGCAAACGGAAUGGAACUUCGCCUGGCAGAGAUAUUUGGAAACGAAUGUCGGUUCCGAGAAGGAUUUGUUGUUACACGCUCUGGGUUGCACCAGGGAAACAUGGCUGCUCAGCCGGUAUUUGGAUUGGGCGAUCACGGAAAAUUCUGGAAUUAGGAAACAAGAUGUCGGCCGGGUUCUCAGCUCCGUCGCCAGCAACGCCAUCGGACAACCGCUUGCCUUCAACUUCUUUAGGAAUAAAUGGGCGCGACUUAGGGAAUACUUUGGAACAUCCCUACUGACCAUCAACAACAUAGUCAAAUCGGCCACGAGGGCAAUAAACACCAAAUACGAGUUGAAAGACUUACUCGACUUCACAACGGAGCACAAAGAAGAGCUAGGAAGCGCAACAAGGACGAUCCAACAAGCGAUCGAACAGUCCGAAGCCAACAUCCGAUGGGUGAAUGCAAGUCACGGCAUAAUUUAUGAUUGGUUAAAGAGAAACACCGCGUAACUCUGAUAUAUCUUGCGGGUAUUUUGCAUAAAAAUGGUGGAAAUUUGCCGGAGAAAGUUCAGAUCGAACGGGAACUGUCCAAAGCGAUCUUCUUUCCAAAAGUAUUAAAUGUUUUUGUAUGUUUUUGUAAAUACGCGUCGUAGCGAUGUACGGUCAGCCAUUGAAGUUUUGGAUCACGUGACUCGAUGAGAACAGUGAUGCCACCAUAAAAACAUGUUGGUACCACUGUGUUACAAGAUCACUAACAUUUACAUUAUUUUAUUUCUUCACAUUUAUUAUUGGAAUGUAGUUUAAUUUAAUUGGAUUUAAAUAUUAAUCGACGAAAAUUUUGUUUUAAUUUAUUCGUGACUAUUUGUACACUGGUCCCUCGGAUUAUGUUUUUUUAUUUGCAGAUGAUUGAAUUUGUUUUUGCCUCCAACAAUGAAUGUUGAAUAAAAUGGUGUAAAUGAAAGUCAAUCAAAUUUGGGGAAUGAUGGAAACUUUGAUGGCGGACUGUGGGUACAUUCGAGUGAAAUGUAGGAUUACUGGUUGUGGGAGAGUGGGAAGAGGUUUCCCUUGGUACUUUUUUCUGUAGUUUUAUUUCAGAAUUUGGGGAUUAUCAAAUUUCCAAGUUUCUAAAUUCAGAACUUCCUAAAUUCCCAACUCUCUA